AUGCCAGGUCAUUCAUCUGAAGGAUACGCGCUCCUCCGCGCACAUAGCGACGACGAUACUCCUGGUAGUAGUUACAGUCCCAAUACUGCAUUCUCUGAGGAUGUCUACUCUAUGGGCAUGCCGCUCACCCCACUCACACCGCUUACCCCGAGACGCUGGAAGAGACCCUCUGGCAUUUCUCCGAUCUCGUCGUGGACCUACUUCUCUUUCUGGCUCACCGUCUUCUGUACCCUCGCCUCCCUCCUACCCCCUUCCUUCUCCCUCUUCCCAACUUACGAGAAACCACACCUACCAUCCUACAUCCACUCGGAACCAACAUCCCGCGCUCAUCGACUCGCGCUCACCGCGUCUCUCUACCGUCCGAACAUAUAUAUCGGCCUUGAGCGGCUCAAUUCGACCAUUCAGCGAGCAGUUCUUCCCGAGAAGUUAGAUGUUUUCCCGCAUGUGUUCCAGCCUGUGAGCAAGAACCCCGAAGAAAUAGGAAAGGUGUGGAGUACCGACGGGAGAGCAAGGGUCACUUUCAAUGGGCUCGUAUCGCCAGAAGAGUCGAAGGUCAUAAUCAACAAAGAGGUCUCCAUGAUCGCACAAAUUCGUGUAGCCGACUAUAACCUCGACAAUUGCACACUCGCGCUUACUCUCCCUCCCGACCCUUCUUCUAACGCCACCCUUGCCUCACGAAACCGGACAUUGAACAUAUUACCUUCCUCGGGACACAUCGCACUGGACAUAUGGGCUCUUGAGACCUCAGCUACCGAGCUUGAUCUGACGACACUUUCUGGAUGGACGAGGCCGCGGAGGAUAGAGAAGCUAGGGACAAUUGUAGGCGAAUUUGGGGAGGAGAAAAGAUUGGUUCGCUCCGAUGGGAGUGAGACAUUCGGUUGUGGCGGAACGGGUACAUUGAGCACUUUUGAGGUAGCCUGUGCUGAAGAAGGCGAUGAUGAAUGUGCACUUGAGUUUUGGCAGGAACAGCCGGAGACGGUGCCGAGGAUGGCCAUCACCAUUGUCCAGCUCCCUUCAAUCUAAACAGUCGCGAAAUAUUUGUGCAUCCUGCGUUUCCUGUUCUCUAUGUAUGUUGUACAUCAUGUAUCAUACAAUGACGAUACCCGUGCUCUCGCCCCUCUAUACCUACCAAGGCGAACUAGUAUUCCACCUCGCCUUCCACUCCACAUAAUUCAUCCCCGUCCUCUCAUAAAGCAAACUCCAAUCCGCACACGUCCUCUCCACACCCUCUCCGCUCUUCAUCGCCAAAUCCAAGCCUUCGAAUCCGUCUUCCCCACCCAAACCAUCUGCCCCCAGUCCUCCCGACCUCAACUGCUCCAUAUCGACAUCAAGCGGUUCGAGCGUCAAAUCCCCCCUGCACAAGAACACCUGCCUCAGAUAAUUCAUACAAUGCUGCUGAUCUCCCCACCCCUCCUCGUCCUUUUCCACCUCAUCCUCACCGGAGUCCAGCCAACUCCUCAUCUUGUCCAAACACUGCAACUGGUGAAACAUCGCCACAGAUAAUAAUCGCGAUUGCGGACCGAGGCGGACGAACCCGUAGCCUGGAGGAUAGAUGGAUUCCCAUAGUUCGGAAGCGUCGGGACCGGAGAUGGGGUAAGGAGAUGUGGACGGGUGGAAGGUUGUGGCUGGAUGUGAAGAGCUGGGCGAGGAAGCAGGGUAGAGAGGGGAUAGCAAGGGCAGGUGUUCGGGAUAGUCGUCGCCGACGUACGCUAUGAGAUAGAGAUAUAGCGUCAAGAGAUACGUGAUGAAGCGAUUCAAAAGAAAGCGCACAGUAUAUACUCGUGAGGUCCAUGUCC
Molecule: messenger RNA, 1796 nt
Organism: Stereum hirsutum FP-91666 SS1
Lineage: Eukaryota; Fungi; Basidiomycota; Agaricomycetes; Russulales; Stereaceae
Exons: 4
Coding region: 1-1023 (340 amino acids)
Source: RefSeq, a predicted model, not a curated record